Molecule: messenger RNA, 2572 nt
Organism: Passer domesticus (house sparrow)
Lineage: Eukaryota; Metazoa; Chordata; Aves; Passeriformes; Passeridae
Exons: 13
Coding region: 61-891 (276 amino acids)
Source: RefSeq, a predicted model, not a curated record
UCGAGUCUUUGGCUUCAGACCUUCCCAGCUAAGGGCAAAGCAGAGCUGUGGGAAGGAGAGAUGAAGAGCCCAGGAGAUGGGCCAGCGUCCAGCAGGAGCCCACGCUGCAACCCUGGAGCUGCUGGCACUUUCCUGCUUGGCUUCAACUCCACCCCUGCCCGCCUGCUGUCCCCAGCAUCUGCAGAGAGCCCAGUCCCCUACCAGCCAGGGAAGAUCAACCACAGAAAUGAUGCUGCUCAUUCAGAUCUGGUGAGAAGGAGGUGGGAAAACAUCAGUGGAGAAAGACAUGGUCAUGAACACUCAAGGCUGGAGAAAUUUCUCUGUGUCGGACUGCAGAGUUACACCCCCCACAGCCUGAAGGGACAAACUUCCAGGAGGAAAAAUGCUCCAUAUCAGAACAGAGCCUUGUCGAGCCCCUCCGCCAACAGGCACUCCACACUUCAUCAGGCAGUUUUUCUCAGGGAUUCUGAGAGAAUUCUCAAGGAUUCUGAGAAGAUUCAAACAGAACUUUGCUGUUUCUUAACAGCAGCUAGCUGCAGAUCUGUGUAUUACUGCAGAAAUAUCCCGCUGGGAAAAGGCUGCAUAAGUUCUGGCCACCGUGUAAAUCCCACAAUGAAGACUCACUUGGGAAGAAGAAAAGACAUAAAAUGUUGUGCUGGCUGUCUAAGUGAAGGAAGGUUCAUGCUUAGAAGCUCAGCUAAAACUCCUGAAGAGGAGCACCUCUCUAUUUUAACAGAAGUUUUUCAGGAUUCUUUCCUUGGUCUGUACAGAAAGUGCAUAGCAAUGGAGAUCAAUUUAAACUGUACUGUGGAAAGAGGGGAGAAAUCUGGUGAUGGUCCUACAAAUGUCAUUGACAAGGAAAAGAAAAGGCUAAAGGCUCUGCUGGAGUGACUCCAUUGACUCCCGUGGUUUUCGUGGGCUUCAAUUUGCAAAACAGACAGAAGAAGAGAAAACCCUUCCUCCACCUCUCUCCCCUGCAAUUCUUGAAAGUGACAUCUGUGCAGUGCUGCAGGAAAGAUUACACAUCUUAGUCUUAUUUUUUUUUUUACCCUGCCACUCCCAAUUUACUCAUGCCCACUAUCAUAAUAUUAAUUUUUAGCAGGGAGGAGUACGGAGUGCUCCCCUGGGCCAGCGUGGUUCUCCUGGCGGGGAGCAGCCCAGGGGAGGGGGAAGGCAGUGGGGUGGAGGUCGCUGCUGCUCCAAGGGGACCAGAUCUGCCUUUCUCACCCAGGACACAGAGAUUCUGUCCCGGGAGCCUGUCCAGAGCAGUCCCUGCUCGUCCCUCAGCACCCCAGCGUGGCACCGCUCUGUCUUGCCACCACUCCUCCUUCCCGCCCCCCCUGCCUCACCUCCCCCGGACCCACUUCCCUUCUCGAAAAAUCCAUCCAUUUAUUUCCAAUUACAAACCACACCACAUAACACAAACAUAAUUGCUUAAAAGUUGUUCCACAUUUGAUUCACAUGCAUUAUGCAUCCUGUAAAUUAUGUACGACCUCCUCUUUUUUCUCUCUUUUUUUUUUUUUGAGAAGUAUUAUUGUAGUUCCCUCUCUUGAUAUAAGGAUAGUUUUUACAGUUAGAAUCAAAACCUAAUUCAUUUACAAUACCUGUCUCCUGAGGAUCACAACAUAAUGACAUUGGAACAGUAAAAAGACUACACAGGGUUUUCACUUCAAUCACAGCUGUUCUAUAAAGAAAAGAAACUUACAGAAACCACCAAGAGAGAUGGUGAUUUAUAUCCAGUAGGAUACAAUAUAGCUGAAGAUGACUUUCUUGCUUAAACAAGGAGGGAAAAAAUGAACUCAUAUGUAUGAUGUAAAUAGACUUAACCAUGGGUGGCUGUGGUUUACUAUAAAUAUUCAAUUCAUUAUGGCUGCGGAGACGUACAGCUCCUACUGCGUGCUGGUGUUCUUGCCUGUAUCUGUCACUUGCUUCUGUUUGUCAUAAGCCAGACCCUCUUUAUGGUGACCCCCCCCGCCUUUUUUUUUUUUUCCUAGUUGUCCAGGAAUCAACACAUUUGGGAUUCUUUUUUUUUUUUUAAAGCUUUGGACCUCUUAAUGGUAAAGAUCUCAUUGAAGGAGGUUUUUCAGCAAUGGAAAAAAAAACAUGGGCCUGUGAGUUUGGAUCCCGUGAUGCAUCGCUCCUUGAAGUUACAUCUGCUCUUCUCUUUCAUCUCUCCUCUUGUUAACUGGGAGCUGUCACAUUAGGAGUUUUGGUGGAAGUGGCAUAAAGGAAGGAAAGAGAGACUGAUACACUGUGUCAUGACAAAACAGGCAGAGUAAGAGUGCCUUUGCAGUCACCUAUCAUCCAUGGACUACGUGCUGCUGGCCCAAAGCAUCAGACUUAACACAGUGCUCCUGAAGCCAGCUUAACAGAGACUGCUCCACUGAAAGCUUUCUGAAAUCAUUCUUAAAUUACGAUGCAUAAUCACUUGAAAUUAAGUCAAUUCAAAUGCCCUCUGGAAGGAUUCUGUACAUGAAAAGUUGAACUGGAGCAAAAUCAAGACUUGAAGUCCCCUGUGUGGAAAAACAGGGCUGCUGAAUUGUGGUAUGAGGUCAGGCCUGUGGUCACUCUC